Messenger RNA from Microtus oregoni (creeping vole), 442 nucleotides. RefSeq names its product retinoid-binding protein 7-like. Gene Ontology annotation, molecular function: fatty acid binding. Gene Ontology annotation, cellular component: nucleus; cytosol. Bases 4 to 306 code for a protein of 100 amino acids. Gene Ontology annotation, biological process: fatty acid transport. The transcript has 3 exons. Lineage: Eukaryota; Metazoa; Chordata; Mammalia; Rodentia; Cricetidae. The record is from RefSeq and is a predicted model, not a curated record.
ACCAUGCCAGCGGACCUCAGCGGCACCUGGAACCUUCUCAGCAGUGACAACUUCGAGGGCUACAUGCUGGCCCUGGGUAUCGACUUUGCGACUCGUAAGAUCGCCAAGUUAUUGAAGCCACAGAAGGUGAUUGAACAAAAUGGGGAUUCCUUUACCAUCCACACAUACAGCAGUCUAAGGAAUUAUCUUGUUAAGUUCAAAGUUGGAGAAGAAUUUGAGGAAGAUAACAAAGGCCUGGAUAACAGAAGAUGCACGGAAAUGUUCUGCGAAGGCCAGGUGUGCAAACAAACGUUCCAGAGAGCCUGAACCGUCCAGCAGCAGAGCCUAUUCAAGGCUGCUAAGUGCUGAAUUGCCCGCAGAAGGCAUGGGUGUUUAUCUGUCCUGGUUUGAUGAAGGGCCUUGCAAUUGGAAAGAUGUCAUUCAGCCUGUGCUGGAAACAAUU